This is a messenger RNA of Capsella rubella, 1109 nucleotides long. RefSeq names its product derlin-2.1. Bases 181 to 915 code for a protein of 244 amino acids. The record is from RefSeq and is a predicted model, not a curated record. Gene Ontology annotation, molecular function: misfolded protein binding; ubiquitin-specific protease binding. The transcript is spliced from 6 exons. NCBI's taxonomy places the organism in Eukaryota, Viridiplantae, Streptophyta, Magnoliopsida, Brassicales, Brassicaceae. Gene Ontology annotation, biological process: endoplasmic reticulum unfolded protein response. Gene Ontology annotation, cellular component: endoplasmic reticulum membrane; Hrd1p ubiquitin ligase ERAD-L complex.
AUUCAAAGCUUUUUAACGUAGAGAGGUGAUUUAAAAUCCCACAAAUUCUCUCAUUUCAACGUAACAAGUUUCUAUCCAAUUCGAUUUGGGUGUCUUUUGAUUUUGGUUUUUUUGUCGUUCAAUUGCUCGGUGAUUGAAAUCGAAAUCGAGUGUGAUUGAGAGGUAGGAGAGAGGAGGAUAAUGGCUCAAGCUGUAGAAGAAUGGUACAAACAGAUGCCGAUUAUAACGCGGUCGUAUCUCACGGCGGCUGUAGUCACCACCGUGGGGUGUUCGCUCGAGAUUAUAUCUCCUUAUAAUCUCUACCUUAAUCCUACCCUUGUGGUGAAGCAAUACCAGUUCUGGCGCCUCGUUACUAAUUUUCUAUAUUUCCGGAAGAUGGACUUGGACUUUUUGUUCCAUAUGUUCUUUCUUGCUAGAUACUGCAAACUCCUCGAAGAAAACUCCUUCAGGGGAAAGACUGCAGAUUUCCUUUACAUGCUCUUAUUUGGGGCGACUGUUUUGACUGGUAUUGUUCUCAUUGGUGGAAUGAUACCUUAUUUGUCCGUGUCAUUCUCCAAAAUCAUCUUCCUCAGCAAUUCUUUGACUUUCAUGAUGGUCUAUGUGUGGAGUAAACAAAAUCCUUAUAUCCACAUGAGUUUCCUUGGUCUUUUCACUUUCACAGCAGCGUAUUUACCAUGGGUGCUUCUUGGAUUCUCUAUCCUUGUUGGUGCAAGUGCAUGGGGGGAUUUUCUGGGAAUGAUAGCGGGUCAUGCAUACUACUUCUUGGCGUUUGUAUAUCCACGAAUGACUGCUCGGCAUCCCUUGAAAACUCCAUCGUUCCUCAAAGCCCUGUUUGCUGAUGAACCUGUGGUGAUUGCACGGCCAGAAGAUGUGAGGUUUGCCCAUGUGCCUUUUGAGGAUAUCCACCAAGACUGAAGCUUCAUCCUCCAAAACACCAGCCACACGCACCUUGACUUUUGUAGUUAAUAGGGCAUCAACUAUUGACUUUGUAGUUGAGGAUAAGAGUGUUGGAUCUGAAUUUUCCUUAGUUUUCUGUCUGAUACAAGUGUGUUUCCCCUUGUGCAUAUGAAAGCAAAUUGUAUACAAAAGUCUUCAUAAGUUCUAGUUUA